Molecule: messenger RNA, 372 nt
Organism: Acaromyces ingoldii
Lineage: Eukaryota; Fungi; Basidiomycota; Exobasidiomycetes; Exobasidiales; Cryptobasidiaceae
Exons: 2
Coding region: 1-372 (123 amino acids)
Source: RefSeq, a predicted model, not a curated record
AUGGUGGUGCUUCGACACAAAAGCGUUGGAAGCUGGCGGUUGCUGCUCAUCGAAUUCGAGCUGAUGCACGACAAGGUGAGUUCCUGGGGCAAACGUAUCGUCCGCCGCUCUACGGGGCUGGUCGAUUACCAAGAUGGGAGAAAGCGGUACCGUAUGACGGUCGGGAAGAGUGGACGGAUAUCAAGACCCAAUCGCGCGAGAAAAUUACAGUCGAAUGUUGAUGAGGCUGGUGAGGAGAUGCUCGACGUGUUGGGUGCUCUCGGCCAAGUCAACGAGCAUUUCACUGCUCUGAACAAAUUCCAGCGCUUUCGCGAGGUGGCCAUGAGCGUCGUCCGGGAGCUUAACGGGUUUUCUCGCGUCAUCUUCAUUUAA